Procambarus clarkii (red swamp crayfish) is the source of this 2009-nucleotide messenger RNA. RefSeq lists its product as uncharacterized. Lineage: Eukaryota; Metazoa; Arthropoda; Malacostraca; Decapoda; Cambaridae. The record is from RefSeq and is a predicted model, not a curated record.
CUUGACUUCACACAUCUACAAGCUCGGGGAGGGAAUCAUUCUCCAUCUCAUGGAGAACAAUCUUGUAAAAUCAACGCAACAUUGGUUUAUUAAAAGUAGAUCUUGCCUUACAAACCUGCUCACAUUUUUGGAAAUGAUAACCGGCUAUUCAGACUUUCGAUAGAUGCAGUUUCACAAUCACAAAUUUCAGUCCCAGACAUCACUCUGCUCCUUUACUGAAAUCCUUGAACAUGUUAAAUAUCAUGUCUCUGCACAUGCUCUCAAGUGUUCUCUAUAUCUAUAAAACUCAGAAUUGCAAUGCUAAUCCUGACCCUAAGCGCUUCCUAGAAGACUGUAAUAGAACUCACGAUCACCACACAAGAAUCAAAUAUCUCUGAUAUUCCUAGAGUGAGUCUCGACCAAAGCAGAAAUGCAAUGCAUAUCAAGUGUUUCAGAUUGUGGAAUGACCUCCCAAAUGAGAAAAUGGCCCUCUCAAGAUUUGGGGAAGUUUUCCGUUGCUCCAGAGGUGCAGUGAUUGGGAUGAUUCAUGUUAAGGCUUUGCCAGGAACUCCAAUGAACCAUCAUGGGGUAGAGGAGUUGGUGGAGAUGGCAUGUUCACAAGCCCAGAUUUAUAAGGAGGCUGAAAUUGAUGGCGUUUUGGUUGAAAAUAUGUUUGAUCUCCCUUAUGUUAAACAGUCAUUCUUGGGACCUGAAGUCAUAGCAUGCAUGACCAGAGUUUGUGGUGAGGUGCGCAACAUCAUCCCAAAGAAGGUGCCCUGCGGUGUUCAGAUACUUGCAGGAGGAAACCAGGAAGCAUUGGCCGUGAGUAAAGCAUGCGGAUUUCAGUUCAUCCGUGCCGAGUGUUUUAUAUUUUCUCAUGUAGCUGAUGAGGGACUGAUGGAUGGUUGUGCUGGACCUCUACUGCGGUACCGAAGGGCAAUUGGAGCAGAGGAUGUUUUAGUGUUCGCUGAUAUAAAAAAAAAGCACAGUGCCCAUUCCAUAACAAGUGACGUAACCAUCGUGGAGACGGCUCAGGCUGCUAACUUUUUCCUCGCUGAUGGUGUAAUCAUUACCGGCUCAGCAACUGGUCAAGAAGCAGAUCAUACCCAGUUGCAUGAUGUUCUCCAAAAUGUUGACCUUCCUGUUUUGAUCGGUUCAGGAGUCACCAAAACAAAUGUGCACAAAUUCAUGGAUGCCAAUGGCUUUAUUGUCGGGUCACACUUCAAGACUGGUGGAAGGUGGACAGGCGAGUUAGAAUAUGAUAAGGUCAAGUCAUUUACUGAUCUUGUCAAAAGUCUGCGGGCAAACUGAUGGCUGCUGUUCAAGUGGCAUAUUGUUAACAGACGUCUUCUAGAUACAAGUCUAUGAGUAUCAUAUUUAGGUUUGUUAGAAUACAAACCCAAACAAUACACUGAUGAUGACCAAAACACAUGCCACAAGCUGAAGAAACGACGAUGUUUCGGUCCAUCCUGGACCAUUAUCAAGUUGUACUACACUGAUGUCAUGAAAUAGAAAAUGACAAUUUUAUUUAGAGAAAAGUACAUGCAUACAAAAUGAGCUACAGGCAGAAUGUUGGAUUUCUAGAUAGAGAAUUAAUAUUUUUAGAGUAUUAAUGUUGAGCUAUUCAGUGAUAAAUAAUAAAUUUAUAUUUACAAGUUUCUGUACCCUGUAGUAAUAAAAAUACAAAUUCUAAGUGUGGUGAUUGUCUUUGUAUAAAAAUCAUCAAAUUCAAAUCUUCAGCAACUUAAAAACCAAUUUAGGAAACAGAAUAUCGCCUAGAACAAAACGAGGGAAUUUCGGAGUCCCUGAAUUGACUGAAUAGUGAGACAGAAGCCCCAUGACCAGCGACACAGGGCCAGAGACAACCAAAACUGGAAUAGCAACAGAAGCAACUCAAGACAUCUUGAGUUGAAAAUGCAUGCCUCGCUUUUGACAGAAUUGGAGAAAAUACUAGAGAGUAACAAAGUCAAACCUCUCAUUGGAAAAAAAAAAACAACCCCAGCAAACCUAAAACUAAAAAGAGGACAUUA